Messenger RNA from Haliotis rufescens (red abalone), 2174 nucleotides. RefSeq names its product scavenger receptor class F member 1-like. NCBI's taxonomy places the organism in Eukaryota, Metazoa, Mollusca, Gastropoda, Lepetellida, Haliotidae. The transcript is spliced from 4 exons. The record is from RefSeq and is a predicted model, not a curated record. The coding region runs from base 117 to 1499 and encodes 460 amino acids.
CGUCAUCAGAGGUCUAUGUGGUCUAUGGACGAUGCACUCAACUACUAACGUCGAGGAUUGGUGAGAUUGUAUCCUCUAACCGGACAUUAAUCAGCUGUUUUAAUUUGCUUCAUUUCAUGCUCAGGGAGACAAUGUGGCCUCUUGGGAUAACAGUGAUUGCAUGGAUGCUUAUCCCCACACAAGGUGCUAACUGUUGGAGUAUUCAGCAAUGCUCCGAGUGUGAUGCGCAGACACAAGGAUGCCUCACAGAGUGCCAUAGGGGAUAUUUCGGCGCCACAUACAGGGAUGUUUGCAGCACAAGGUGCAGGAACAACACAUGUCACCUGCUUCCUGAUAGGGGUAUUGGGAGAUGUACUUAUGGCUGCAUCCCGGGAUUCCAAGGCUCAAACUGCCAGAGGCCAUGUUACAAUAACAAUGGCAACUGUACCAGAUGCCCAGGUGGAUGUGAUGGCGAGUAUUGCCAGAUGGGUGGAGUUUGUUUCUCUGGCUGCAGCGACUCAUACCACGGAGCAGGAUGUAGGACGUGUUCCAGCAGAUGUAAGUCCUGCAACAGGAUCACAGGAACAUGUGAGGAGUGUCAGCCUCCAUAUUCUGGACUGGACUGUAGAUCCUCGUGUGAGCACUGUGUCGGUGGAUGUGAGAGUGGCUGCCAACAGGGAUGCAGACAAGGAUUCUAUGGAGACAACUGUACUGAAGCAUGCAGUGACACCUGCCGAGCUGAUCCCUCCCUGUCUACUGAUGAACAAUGUCCUGAGGGAGACUCAUGUACCCCAGAGUGCCACAGCCAGACUGGCGAGUGUGUUCACGGUUGUGUAGAUGGCUGGUACGGCCCGAAGUGUUCAAGGCGAUGCAACUCUGACUGCACACAUCAAAGGUGUAACCGCGCAGGUGCGUGUAUUGAAGGAUGUGCACAGAGACAUAUUAAGUAUGGAUGUGAACGAUGCCUGGAGAAGUGCCUCAACCUCACCUGUGCCUUAAACAUCGGACCUUGUUGCAAUGGUUGCAACAGUGGUUUAGCUGGGGAUGGUUGCAACCUAUCAUGCAAUUUAUGUCAGGAUGAUAUUACUGACACAAGCUCCAGUUUAUGUAUACCUGUGUACAACAUCACUCGAUACACGUGUAGGUACAACUGCACAAACAACGCCUCAUUAUCUAAUUGUUCUACGGGAUCCUGUGACACAGACGUGCAGAACCCAGAGGCCUCCAACACUGUGACCUUGACACUAGUUGUGUUGAAUAUUAUUAUCAUCCUUGUGGCUAGUUUCACAUGUUACGUCUGUUACCGUAAAGGAUUGAGUACGAAAAGGAAACACGGUGCUAAUGAUGAGGCCGUGAACGCGGCACAGACAGAUGCCCCCAGCAGGGAGUACAUGUCACUACAUCACUAUGAGGAUAUGACUGAGGGAGACAGAGUUGGUCAGCUACCAGACGAGAUCCAAGAAGGCGCCAGUACAGAGCAGUGUCGACUUGUUCCUGUCACAGAAUUUUCCCUUGAUUGAUAUCGUAGAUGACGUCAGUCCAGAUAGCUAUGCCAGGAGCUCACUGUCAUAAAAACAGCUGAUCUGUGAGCACUAUGUUUGGUCUUUGCAUGCAUAAAACAUACUAUUCUGAUCCUGCAAUGAAAAUGUGCUGUGCACCUAGGAACCUGCAGACGAAAGCUCUAACUUCUUUAACGUGAAACAGAUCACACGAAAAUAUCAGUUGAUUUAACUUUUAUAAAGCAAAAUGUUAUGGAAACAAAUAACCUCCAAAAUUGGCGUUGAACGUAUUCUAUCAAACAUAUGCUUUCUGAAAAAUACAACUCUUAUAACCUAUUAUUCAAAUUUAAUUAUUUAUGUUUUGAAAUUUAUUCUAUAGGAAUACAACUUGUGUUGGUUUAUUUAGAUACUUUACCGUGGCUGCUGCCUUAGGCUUAUACGGCGGGCGUAUUCAAUGUCAUAUUUUACACAAUAGAACACAUUGCUUGACGUCAUGUCAGUCAAUGCUCAAGUGUCAAAACAACGAUGUCGUAAAAUGUUGUAAAAGAGAUGCACUGUGAGCGUUAUAGACUACCUAUAGUGGAAUUAUGAAUCAAUGUUAAGUCAUCUUAGUGAUAUGCUUUCUUCGAACAUGUAAAAUACUGUACAUAUAUUUCACAUGGUCUUCUUUGUUUCCGCAUUUCAAUACGUUUGUAU